Molecule: messenger RNA, 709 nt
Organism: Solanum pennellii
Lineage: Eukaryota; Viridiplantae; Streptophyta; Magnoliopsida; Solanales; Solanaceae
Exons: 1
Coding region: 1-591 (196 amino acids)
Source: RefSeq, a predicted model, not a curated record
AUGUCUUUUAAUUUCUUUUUCUUAAAAAAAAUAUUUUGGUCGAUGGAAAUUACUAUCAUAUCAGCUCAAGGUCUCAAGAACACCACCACCUGGCCGUGGCGGUUCCGCCCUUUCGCCACCGUCUCCACCGUCUCCACCACCUCCACGAAUGAACUUCAUAUAACUAGGGUUGAUGAAACAAUACGUAACAACAACAUCGAUAAUAAUUAUAAUGCUAUGUGGGGCGAUAAAUUUCAUCUAUCUAUCGAUGCUAGUCUAUUUUUACAUGGACAUUUAUGUAUAUACAUUCAAAUAUAUUCUAAAAAUUUUCUUAAGGGUCGGAGUGAACUAGGGUGGUGUAUGAUUUCGGCGGCCGACGUAUUCAACGGGUUACUUCCGGCGGGUUUUCUCCGGCAAUUUAGCUAUAGGCUAAGGAAUAAAGAUGGUUCAAGAGGUAACGGAGUUGUUAAUGUUGCCGUUAAAUUGGAUACUUCGUUUGUUUUGGGAAUGCAUCCUCAACGAUCACCGUUAGUGACGUAUUUACCGAAGGUGAGUGAGUACUCGCCGGUUCUUGGAAUUCCGCUGACGGCAUCAUCGACAAAUAUGUUGUAAGACAAAUGAACGAUAUCGUAUUAUUUAAGUUAUAUAUGUUGACAGUAGAAAACAUUGUCAUUAUAUAUAAAUUAUCUAAAAAAAAGUUUGUGGAAUGCUAUGUUUGUUGACUUUAAAA